GUGAGCCAAUUGUUUAUUACAUAGCAGCCAGGUUGGGUGACGUAGGAUUCAUAGGCACUUCCUCGUUUGUUUUUCUAACCGAACCGAAACCAAACAUCCACAUUCAUGAUGCAUCUGUCCAGGGUUGGAAUGUACACGAAGAGGAGAAAGCGGGACAGUUCUCACCCUUAGACCUUUCUCUGUUCCUGAAUUUGACUGUCACUCGCUCUGCUUCUCCAUAUCGCUCCCCAUUUCCAAUCACUUCGCCGCCAUGUUGUGCUGGGGGAACGCCAGAGAUGGGCAGUUGGGCAUCGGCGUGGAGAGGAAUCCCGUUUUCGAACCAAGGAUGUGUCACGUGUUCAGCGGCAGGGGGCUGAGAGAGGUUGCGUGUGGCGGACAACACACGCUGUUCUUACUGCAAGACGGUAGCGUGUACACAUGUGGUUCCAACAGCUGUGGACAGCUGGGCCACGACAAAGCUGGGAAUUCUCCAGAGCUGGUGGGGGCUCUGGAUACCCAGAAGAUAACCAUGGUGUCGUGUGGUCGGGCCCAUUCAGUGGCGGUGAACGAGCAGGGUCAGGUGUUCGUGUGGGGGGCUGGAGACGGCGGUCAGCUUGGUCUGGGCGCUGCAGAGACGGCUGUUCGGAUCCCAAGGUUGGUUAAAAAACUGUGUGACCACAGCAUCUCCCAAGUAGUGUGUGGAAACCAGCACUGCAUCGCACUUUCACGAGACGGCCAGCUGUUCACGUGGGGCCAGAACAGCAGCGGUCAGCUCGGUCUGGGAAAAGGAGAGACCGGCAAGCUGUCUCCUUCCCCGGUCAAGUCCCUGGCAGGAAUCCCUUUGGCUCAGAUCACCGCGGGAGGAGACCACUGCUUUGCAGUCUCCAUGUCCGGAGCUGUAUUUGGCUGGGGCAAAAACAAGGCUGGUCAACUGGGGCUCAACGAUAAACAAGAUCGGGCCGUUCCAUGUCAUAUCAAGUUUUUGCGAUCUCAGAAAGUUGUUUACAUCAGCUGUGGAGACGAACACACAGCCGCCCUCACAAAGAACGGAGGCUUAUUUACCUUUGGGGAUGGCUCCAGGGGGCAGCUAGGUCAUGGUUCCAGCAAUAAUGAACUUUUACCGAGGCGAGUUAUGGAGCUCAUGGGAACUGAAGUGUCCCAGAUCACAUGUGGAAGGCACCACACUCUUGCGUUUGUUCCAUCCUCCGGUACGGUGUAUGCAUUUGGCUGUAACAGCCACGGUCAGCUGGGAACUGGAGUACUGGCUGAUUUAAGAAGUCCACAUCCUGUUAAAAAUGAUUUCUUGACUUUAAAUCUCAGAAAAGAUUUAAGGAAGUAUUCAGUGAUCAAAAUCAUCUCUGGAGGAGACCAUAGCUUUUUGAUGUAUUCCAGUGAGCAGUGUCCUGCAGCCCCAGAAGACUUCCGAGUGUUUCAUGUCGGUAAAAGCCUCUCCCCCAUCAACCACGACCGCUUGAACUCAUGGAGGCUAAAACUCCUGUACAACACAGACGCUAAUGUUUCAAAAGACAUCGUCAUUCAGCUCUCCUCAGCAGCUUGUUGGAACGCCAGCUUCUUAGACCAAAGUGAUGAUGCUCACUUUAAAACCAACCCAAAGAUCUCCGGCAUCGAUCUCAACUCUGUCAGAAUGCUGUUUGAAACGCUAAGCAAACCAGCUUUCGCUGGAGUCCAGGAGCAGGCGACCACAAGCUUUGAAAGUCUGCUGAUCCCUCAGCUGCCGCGUUCCCCACCUGAUGUGGAGGCCAUGAGGAUAUAUCUCAUCCUGUCCGAGUACCCAGCCCUGCAGGACUCCAAGAACUACAUACGCCUCACUAUUCCACUGGCAAUAGCCAUUCUCAGGCUAGAUGCCAACCCCAGCAAAGUAUUGGAUAACUGGUGGUGUGUUGUGGAUGUCGGCGUCUUCACCAGAAUGGUUGACAUGUACAAGAGCAUAGUUGUGUACAUGCUCACGGGAGGCAAGAGCAUCCCUGCACCCAUGUUCUACGAGAACUACUUCAUGGCCACGUUGAGACUGCUGGAGAAGCUCCACAAGGUGAAUUUAAAGGCCCAUCAUGUAGAAUACAACCACUUUUAUAUCCCUGACAUCACCACCCUGGUGGAUAUCCAGGAAGACUACCUCAAAUGGUUUCUGAGUAAAGCCCAGAUUAAAGUGGGCUCAUCUCCUUCACAGAGUAACCUUCCCCCAGUGAACCUUUGUGCCUUCCCGUUCAUACUGAAUGCCCAAGCCAAGACGACAAUGCUGCAAACAGAUGCUGAACUGCAAAUGCAGAUGGCAGUAAGCGGUGCAAACCUGCACAAUGUUUUCAUGCUGCUCACACUGGAACCCCACCUUGCAAGGAACCCAUACCUGGUGCUGCAUGUGCGCAGGAAUCAUUUAGUAAGCGACACGCUUCGAGAGCUAACCGUCUACUCUGAUGUGGACCUCAAGAAACCACUCAAAGUGAUCUUUGACGGCGAGGAGGCUGUGGACGCAGGUGGGUUGACGAAAGAGUUCUUCCUGCUGCUCCUAAAGGAACUCAUGGAUCCUGUCUAUGGGAUGUUCACCCACUACAAAGACUCCAAUCUGUUGUGGUUCUCAGACAAAUGUUUUGUAGAGCAGAACUGGUUCCACCUGAUCGGGAUCAUCUGUGGUCUUGCCAUCUAUAACUCCACUGUGGUGGACCUGCACUUUCCUCUGGCUCUUUACAAAAAGCUGCUGGAUGUCUCCCCCUCACUGGAGGACUUCAAAGAGCUCUCACCCACAGAAGCCAGAAGUUUACAGCAGCUUUUAGAUUAUGAAGGGAGAGAUGUGGAGGGGACAUUCCUUCUCAACUUUGCUAUCACCAGGGAGAACUAUGGGAUGACGGAGGUCAAAGAGCUGGUCCCUGGAGGAGAGAGCAUCGCUGUGGACAAUACCAACAGGAAGGAGUUUGUGGACUCUUACCUGCGGUACGUCUUCUCAGACUCUGUGGAUGAACAGUACUCGGCCUUCUCGUCUGGUUUCCUGAAGGUGUGCGGAGGGGAGAUCCUGUCGCUCUUCCAGCCGUCCGAGCUCAUGGCCAUGGUGGUCGGCAACAACAACUACAACUGGGAGGAGAUGGAAAAGAAUGCUGUUUACAAAGGGGAGUACUCCGCCACUCACCCAACAGUGAGGUUGUUCUGGGAGGUUUUCCACGAGUUUCCCCUGGAAAAGAAGAAGCAGUUUUUAUUGUUCCUGACGGGCAGCGACCGCAUUCCCAUCCACGGCAUGGAGAGCCUGCGGAUCAUUAUCCAGUCCACCACGGCGGAGGAGCACUACCUGCCAGUCGCUCACACCUGCUACAACCUGCUGGACAUGCCCCGCUAUCAGACCAAAGAGAUCCUGCGUCGCCGCCUCACUCAGGCGGUGGAGCAGUACGAGGGCUUCAGCCUGGUCUGAGAGGAGCCUCAACGCACUUUAGCAGCCAUAGACCACCAUGUGAGUGUCAACCGUGAAUGUGGGUGCAAGCUGGAUGAAGAAAAGGCCACUCUUGCAUGAUUGUUAGGCUUUUUAAAUAUCCCAAGGUCUAAAUGUGUAAACGCAGAUACAUUUUAAAGUUAAAUGGUUCUCAACCUUUCGGGCCAACAAAGAUGGAGGUCGGAAGUUUAACAGAAAUUUAAAAAACACGUAUGCAUCAAAAAAAGAGAACAGUAUACUGAAGUCUUUUUGGGAUCAGAUAAACUUCACAACGCUGAGAAACUAAAGCUACGUUCACAUGGGGAUGUUAUACCCGUUCUUGAAUGCGAUGUGUUCACACUGGACUAUUGCUAACGUACAGCUGGAGGGUGCGAAAUAUUGAAGCGAUGCAAAUGUUUCUCCAGGAUUUUACUUUCACAACUCUUUUCCGAUCUAUGAAAGACUCAAUGUCAUAUAGUUUCAGUCCGGCACAGUUAUUAAUUCCUCUACAUGGUCGAUUUGACACUUACUUGAAUUAAAAAGGACGCCAUCCAUACGUCACUAGCAAAUCUGAGUCUCUGAUUGGUCAAAAUUCCACCUGGUUUAUCUUUCAGUUGUUGCGCGUUUUGUAGUAGAGCUUUAAAAUUGUUGUGGAACCGUGCAUAGCUACACGUAAUCGCAAGUGGAAGCCCAAAAAUGCACUUUUAUUGGCGUUUACAUCGACUUUUCAUUGGACGCUGGAGGCGGUGUGAACGUAGCUUCAGGCUUCUGGGAAAUUCUUCUUUUUGUUCCUUUGGCAAAAAAUGUUAUUGUUUUUAUAUAUUCCUUAAAUUCUAUUUUUCAUCUUAACGUUUUGUGUUGAUAUCUUGAGAUAAUAUAUUUCUUUUUCGUUAUUUUGAAUUAAUUUAAUAGAUUGGUUAUAUUUUUGGCGUAAGAGCCGGAUGUGUAAAUAGCGGUUUAAAAUCCUCCCCCACACUCCUUUGAUCAUUUGAAUUUCAGAAUCUCUGCCAGACUUUUUCAAAAGCUGAGGGAGUUUCGGGGUGGCAGAGGUGACGAGUGGUAAAGUACGAUCUUUAAUCGUUCAUUCCCGUUGGUCAGCUGCGGCUCACAGAGCAGUUGACGUCUUAAUCCCGCAUUCAACAGUGUUGCCUUCAACAGGGAAGCUAGCUGUAGAAACAGACUUUUUAAAGCAACCGGAUGUUGGGGGAAGGCACUUAACCUUAAAAAAGUAAAUGUAUAUAGGGAUUUGUUGGACUGCCUCUACCUAAAAUUAAGUUAUUUAAUCCCAUGAGGGUUUAGGAAUUAAACUAGAGGAAAAAUGGUCCAGAAAUCUGUUUUACACCCUGCAGGUUUCAGCGGCUAAAAUGGUUUCUUCUUCUUUUCAACAGUUUGUGUUUCAAAAUCCAAAAAAACUCUUUAUCCCCAUUAAAAUGACUGAUUAAAAUUACAAUUUCUCUCUUUCUGGAAGCAGAAAUGUUUAUCUGAAAUGACUUAUUCCAACAUUGUUUUUGUUUUAAGCUAUAAAACAUUCCUUUAUUUCCCUAGUCUGUUUUAUGAGUCAUAAACAAGUUCAAAUUCAUCAACAGAUUCAAGUUUAGUGUUUUUAUUUUAAUAUAAAAAGUUUACUAUUUUUUUGUUAUUUAAUAGUUUAUUUGGUACAUAUUAAUAUAACUGUUAAGCAAAAAAUACAUGUGAGAUGUCUUCAUUAGCAAUUUUGUUACCCCAAGGUCUGUAAACAUCUACGAAAACUGAGAUUGUUCCUUCAAAUAAAAAAUAAAUAAAAUUUGUAUUUGGAUAUAUAAGAAACUAAAUGUUUUUAUUUAAGCUUCUUUCACAAAAAGAAACAAAAACAUGCUUAAAAAGCCAAUUGAUUGCUAGUUAUCAGUAAGUAAAUUUUUGCUGGUACUCAUUUAAAAAAAUAGAUAAAAAGUCAACUACUUUGUUAGAGUUUGGAAAAGAUUAAAAAAUAUUGGCUAUGUCCAAAUUCCUUCCCUACUCUCCAACACUAAAAUAUGAAACGGUGCGGGACUGUCUAGUGCCUUGGGUUUCAAAUUUGGACACCAUGCUCACUACUUUUUCUUUUUCUUUUCUAAAGAAGCAAAUAUUUCCCAAAGUAAAACCCUAAUUUGAACAUUUCACGAAGACUACCGAUAUUUAAAAUAAAUAUUUUUUAUUCACAUGGAAAAUCAUCGAAAUGCAAUGCAUUGUGGUCUAUGUUCACCAAUCUGGGGAGCAUUGAUUAUUGUUUUUUUGCAGAGAAUUCUGGGAAAUUUCUAGGGCACUGGAUUUUCUACAAAAUGGCAGACGCUCUAUAUAAGGUAGUGAGUAGUGAAGGAAUUUGGACACACAACCCAAGAAUAAGUGGUUAAAAAUAUGAAUGAAAAGGGGAAAUCAAAGUUCUCUAAGGAUUUUUCUUGUUUGUUGGUCCUGUAUCAAGAUGAAUAAUCAGGUCUUUACCCUUAUAUUUUAAAUUUAGUAUUCCUGUAUCACAUAUAUUUUCUAACCGAUACAUCUUCUGGUCUUCUCAAUUCUGUGGUCACUUCGCUUAAUUUUCUCGCCUGUUUCUUGCCGUUUUAUUUAUUUAUGCAUCUAUUUUUUGUUGGCAAGAAGCAAACAAACAUAGUAUAUGUCCCAAAAGUGUAAUUAAAGCUAAACAUAAUCAAAUCCUAGCUUCAGUAAUUGUUGUGUCCAUAUUACCGAAGUAAUUAAAAUGUAAUACUCAGAAAACUGCAUAUUCUGACAGUAUAAGUGAGCGGAUGUAACCGUUAGCAUCUACAAAAACUUGAUGUUUCUGCAACUUUUUCCCCCCCAAACAUUUUUUUUAACUCCCCUCCGCAGUCAAACCUUUACUCUAAAAAUAUUGGUUGUGCGUGAAUUGUAUAAAAUGUUCUUGCAUAUACACACAUACGUAUAUUUUUUAUACUUUCCUACAUAAUGUUAAAGUAAUCCAGACUUGAUCCAUUCAGCAAUAACUUAAUCCGACGCAGGCAUUAUGAAGUUCUGAGUGUUUGAGUCUUCAGAGGACACCAGACAGAAUAGGAAUAGACUUUCCAUCAAACACAUUUUGACAGGUGACCUUUGACCCUACACCAUCCACCAAACAAAUUUGACAAGUGACAGAUGGCUUUAUAAAAAUUGUAAUAUAUAUAUAUAUAUAGCUCAAAAGUGAAAUUUAUAAUUUGAUAUGUAUAAAUUGUAAUUUAUAUUAAGCCAUCCAUCACUUGUCAUAUUAGUUUGGUGGAUGGUGUAGGGUCAAAGGUCACCUGUCAAAAUGAGUUUGAUGGAGAGUAUAUUCCUAUUCUCUCUGACACUGCUUUCUAUAGAUUGACUCAAUAUUGCAUGUACACAUAAGGAUUUUUUAAAAACAUUCUAAUUAAGGCUAAUCUCUCUGGCAGACUUUAGUCCUAUGCAAUUUUUUUUGUGCUGUUGUGAUUUUUUUGCUCUUAUGAUGUGAUCCAGAAGAUGUGAUUUUGGGAUGUUUGUCUACAGACUACAUACAACUCUGUUCCAGCCUGAAUUUUAAAUAAAAGACUAAAAAAAUAAAA
Messenger RNA from Oryzias melastigma (Indian medaka), 6936 nucleotides. RefSeq names its product HECT and RLD domain containing E3 ubiquitin protein ligase 3 (gene herc3). The record is from RefSeq and is a predicted model, not a curated record. The coding region runs from base 251 to 3394 and encodes 1047 amino acids. The transcript is spliced from 25 exons. Gene Ontology annotation, molecular function: ubiquitin-protein transferase activity. NCBI's taxonomy places the organism in Eukaryota, Metazoa, Chordata, Actinopteri, Beloniformes, Adrianichthyidae.